AUGAGGAGAGCGGUGCUGAAAGAAGCCGCCAAACGUUUCCCCUGGCUGGCCAAUGUCACUUUGUACGGGUGCUUAUUCGCCGGCGGUGACCUGGUGCACCAGCUCAUGGCUCAGAAGGAGCGCAUGGACUGGAAACACACCCGCAAUGUGGCCAUCGUGGCAAUCAGCUUCCAUGGAAACUUUAAUUACUUCUGGCUGCGGGCCCUUGAGAGACGUUUUCCUGGAAAGUCCGCAGGGAUGGUGUUCCGCAAACUCCUCCUGGACCAAAGCUUUGCGUCGCCUUUGGGCACCAGCGUCUUCUACACAGGCGUGAGCUUCUUGGAGGAUAAAGAAGAUAUAUUUGAAGACUGGAGGGAGAAGUUCUUCAACACCUGGAAGACUGGACUCAUGUACUGGCCGUUCAUGCAGUUUCUGAACUUUGUCCUGAUGCCGCUGCACAUGCGAACAGCCUUCAUGGGCUGCUGCGCCUUCCUCUGGGCCACCUUCCUGUGCUUCUCACGGCAGAGUGGUGAUGGCACCGCCGGCGUGGCUCUGGCCUUCGUCAUGGACCCCCGUAAGACUCUGGAGGAGAUGCGAGAGGCCCGGUUGGCCCGAAAAAAGCGAAGCAUCCAGAGGGAAAACUGA
Messenger RNA from Scomber scombrus (Atlantic mackerel), 624 nucleotides. It is a transcript of the gene mpv17l, whose product is annotated as MPV17 mitochondrial membrane protein like. Gene Ontology annotation, cellular component: membrane; cytoplasm. The coding region runs from base 1 to 624 and encodes 207 amino acids. The record is from RefSeq and is a predicted model, not a curated record. The transcript has 4 exons. Lineage: Eukaryota; Metazoa; Chordata; Actinopteri; Scombriformes; Scombridae.